CUAGCCUCUUCAUUCAAAAGACUAGCCUUGACCAUCUCCAUAGUCAUCUUGCCAUCCGGAGCAGAGUUGCUAAGUGAAACCACCAAUGUAUCCCAACUGUCGGGCAAUGAGGAAAGCAACAACAAAGCUUGAAGUUCAUCCUCCAAUUUCAUCUUCAUUCCGGCUAGUUGGUUUACCACACCUUGAAACUCAUUCAUGUGAACCACAAUGCUAUCACCAUCUUUGUAUUGCAAUUUAACAAGCUUCCUAAUCAAAGAAGCUUUUCCCAUAGCAUUGUUCCUCUCGUACAUGGAUUCAAGUUUCUUCCACAUCUCAAAAGCAUUGGUUUCAUUAGCAACAUGUUGCAACACACUUAAAGAAACAUAUUGUCGGAUUGAUGCAAUAGCUUUCCGGUUCAAGGUAGUCCAAGCUUUCUCAUCAACACCUGUUGGACGUUCUUUAUACAAAAUUGGGUCAAGCAAAUCUUUAGAGCAUAAAUAAUCCUCAAUUUGAAUUUUCCAAAUUGAAUAAUUCGUAGAGUCCAAACUAACCAUUCCUUGAACAAUCACUUUGUCAUCCAUCAUAAACAACACAAGAAGCCAACCAAAAAUAAUCAAGCUCUGAUACCACUUUGUUGGGGAAGCACGGAACAAAACACAACGGAAGCGUAUAAAAUCUUUUCCCCAAAUUAAUGAGAUGAACAACAAAGCACAAUAUACUCCAAAAAACAGCAGCAGCACCACAAAUAAAUGGCAGCGAAAUAAAGUGGGGGAACUUCAUGCUCAAUCCAAUCAGCAUACUGAGAGGCUCCAAUACUAGCCAUGUGGUCAGCUGCAAAAUUUUGUUCGCGAUAUUGGUCUUACUGGGACAAAGUUAGGUUGUGGUGAAGGUGGUUGUGGGGCAUGCAUGGUCAUGGUCUCUUAUUAUGAUUUGAAUUCAAAGAAAUGCUUGUAAGUAUCAACUUUAUUUGUGCCUUCUGUGCUCUCUGUUUGUUUUUUUCAAUUACAAGCUUGUUUGGACUCCUAGGUGGAUUCUUAUUAGCUCUUGGCUGUGUGUAUAUAUUAUGUGUAAUGCACCUUGUGGAGAGAAAUAAGAAUAAAAUCUAGUCAUCGGAUCUGAUGCAUCGUGCGGCUCAGAUUGCAUCCUGCACUCAGAUUUUGAGAUAGUGCAUUUUCGAAGGUUUAUGGUGCAUUUCAACGUGAUGCAUUUUCGCACCAUUUUGGUGCAUCUAAUUUUGAUGAAAUCUUGACCCUUAGAUCUCACAAUCUA
This is a messenger RNA of Cuscuta campestris, 1248 nucleotides long. NCBI's taxonomy places the organism in Eukaryota, Viridiplantae, Streptophyta, Magnoliopsida, Solanales, Convolvulaceae. The record is from the annotation of a GenBank genome assembly.